Bolinopsis microptera is the source of this 4577-nucleotide messenger RNA. Its product is annotated as ankyrin repeat, SAM and basic leucine zipper domain-containing protein 1-like. Gene Ontology annotation, cellular component: pi-body. The coding region runs from base 2978 to 4447 and encodes 489 amino acids. NCBI's taxonomy places the organism in Eukaryota, Metazoa, Ctenophora, Tentaculata, Lobata, Bolinopsidae. The transcript is spliced from 6 exons. Gene Ontology annotation, biological process: piRNA processing. Gene Ontology annotation, molecular function: protein binding. The record is from RefSeq and is a predicted model, not a curated record.
AACUUAGCACAUGGCAGCUGCUCAACCAACUUAUACAGGCUUUAACUACCCAGGAGGGUUUGGUCAGCCCCCUCCUGCUGCUAGUCCUGUACCUGCUGCUCAACCUGCCGGCACUGACCCAGCAGCAUAUGCACAAUACUAUGCACAAUAUGCUCAGUACGCCCAGUAUGCAGCACAGUAUCAGCAGUACGCAGCUGCUCAAGCUUCUGCUCAGCAAGCGCAGCAACCUCCAGCAUCGCAUCCAUCUGCCAUUACUACUCCCAAGACUGUUACAGAGGUUCCAACAUACCAGUCAAACACGCAGAAACAAUUCCAACCUCACACUGUACAAAUUUCUGGGCUAGAUAAAACAAAAGCUCCAAAUAUAAAGGAUAUCACGGACAAGUUUGGUACAGUUGGCACUAUUAAGAAGAAUCAGUAUGGCCAGGCUAGUGUUCGGUGCAGGCCAGAUGAUGGACUUGUUACGGUUGAGUAUGAAGCAGCAUCUUCGGUUGAAAGUGCCAUCAAAUGGUUCAAUGAUAGUGAAAUUGAUGGGUGCACUGUGAAAGUAGAGCUAGCUCCAGCGAGCUCCCCAGAUGUAAGCACAGUGAGAGCAACUACUUCUGAGCCAUCUCAAGAACCUCCCCCCCAAGCUAGUGCUGGCCCUGGCCCACCAGUACACUACCAACCUCCUGGAUACCCACCUGGCCCACACAUGGGCCCACAUCAUCCUCAUCCAUUCCCUUACGGUCCUCCUCCUCCACACUUUGGGGGACCACCUCCCCCACACAUGCAGGGACCACCUCGUCCCAAUGUUCCUCCUCGUCCCGGUGACUGGGACUGUGUUCAUUGUGGGAACAGUAACUUCCAGUUUAGACAGGAGUGCAGGAGAUGUAAAGUAUCCAGAUCAGAUGCUGAGAAAGGAAAAGUGUCUUCUGAUAAGCCUGCUGCUGGCAUGGGAUCAAGACCCCCAUUCAGACCACCCUUCCAUCCUGCACACGCAUUUCCUCCCCGGGGUCACCCCUUCAUGAGACCUCCACAAUUCCACCCCGGGAUGAGACCUCCCUUCAUGGGGGGACCUCCCCGACCCUUCUUCCCUUACCGUCACCCUAGACCUCCAUAUCAAGGGGCCGGCUUUAAGAGGAAGCAACCAUACAGUGCAACAGCUAGUGUAGCUAAGGAACAGAAGACAGAAGAGAAGAAAGAAUGAACAGAGCUGGAAUUAUUCUGUACUCAGUUUUAUUAAUGCUCACUAUAAGUAGAUAUUGUGACCUUUUUACAGAUACUGUGAGUUGGCACCUGGACUACUAUCUUAAAUUUAUGAUUGUCAAAUUAUCGAAAUUGAUUUCUUACUGUUUACAAUCGUAGAAAGUUCUAUUAUAUUUUAUUCUUGAUAAAAGUUUGAAUUUUUAUUAUUAACAAAUAACUAAUGAUCUGGUUAAACAGAUUUUAAAUAAUUGUACUACGUUAGUGCAGGGUUGAUAACAAAUUAAAUUGCGGUCUUAUCAAUUAUUAUAUUGCUCUAUUGGGAUUAUUCUUUAAAGCAAACGCUUCCGGGAAUUUCAAGGGAUAAACAGCUAUUUCCUUGCGAUUGGCAUACAAGUAUUUCUUUAUUUGAUAAAACGUGUAGCCAGCUAGGCUUCCUUUUUCUGUAGUCGACAUUACAGUCACUACUUUUACCUGUUAAGAUGUCACGAUUAUGUUCUUAAAGUAAGGGACUGUUCGCAUGAUUACACAUUACACUAGAACUUGAUGCCACGAAAAACUUUUGAGGGAAAGACAACAACUUUUGGGGCAUAAAACCGUAACAUACAUUAUAUAAUUAUAUAAGUUAUAACGUUCCUACAGAAAUUUCAGGGUAUGCGAUUACUGAUUUCAGCUUUUAUACUUUUAAUUUUAGCUUAUUAUCUAGGUAUAAAAUAUACUGGGUUGUUAAAUAAAUGUAAGAGACUGAAUAAAGGGAACUAAUUAUGCCUUAUCAACGUUGGUUCUUUUACCUUAUAAUUAAGAUUAAUACGUGAUUUCUGAAACUAACAGUUAUAAUAUCCUUUUUCUAUCCUAGCAAGUAAAACAUGAAAUUGGAUUCAGGGACCCAAUAUGAUAUUUGUGCGCAUCUUUAUAAUAGAAAAGCUUUGCAUAUUGCACGGGAAAAUAUAUCGAAUUUCGUUGGCUGUAAAAUGAAGCAAAUUAGGGUAGAUUAAAUAACGAGUGGUUUUCCAUCUUUCAAAGUGUAACUACAUAAUGUAAAGGUUAUUGAUUCAGUUGAAUUGCUAACCUUUAUUAAGUUUCAGAAUUUUGAAAUGUGCGAUGGAUACGAUUGCAAUACUAACAGGGACGGUAUUGGGCAAUAAAAUGAUAACUUUUUAUAAAUAGAAACACACGUGUUUACAGUUUCAACAAAUUGUUUAGUUCUCUUAACCAAGACUUUGAUGGUUAUCCCAUCCUACUUUUAAUUGGGUGUAUUCUUGGACGCCUAGAAUGUACAUUAUACCUGUUUGCUGAGAUUGAGAAACAUUCCGGUUAGAACUCAUUCAGCUCUCACAAUUCACAAGCAAUAAGGAAGAAAGCAAGAAGUUGUGUGUUAGAUAAAAAUCAAUCGUUAAUACAUUAAAAUGCUACAAAAUAAUCGAAAUAUCCUGCUUACUAAAGUGGCUUUUAAUGCCACCUGAUUAGGUCUUCUUCAGGCUGAUACUCACAAUAUCCGACAUGUCGUCCAAGUAGUCGAUUUUUUUUUCUUUAAAGCUCAGUGUAAGAAUAUAAUUUAAUGAAAAUAAUAUGUAAACGUUAAUCCGCUAUGUUAAGAAAUUUCUGGAUUUAUCUGUGUAGGUAACAAUAAAUCUUAAUCGCCCUGCAUGUGCAUUGUGUAAUCGUAGCAGGUUUACUGAGAUAAAAUAUAACUCUGCUGAGCUGUGAAACUCGUCAUCUCAGUUAACUAAUCCGCAUAAUGUAAACCUUUGUAUAAAUUAUUGAUAGUAUUGUAAUUAAGCUGCUUAGGAAAAUGAUAUCAAUUGGAGACAGUGAUUGGGAUGACAGUGAUGAUGAACCUGUGGUCACAAAACCACUCACAAAUGGUCACAAUAGCGUCACUAUUUCUAACGACUACUCUACGGAGGACAUCCGGACCGAGACUCAGGAUUUCUACACUUUUGAAGAUCUUCAGUCGGCUACUAUUCGUGGAAAUCUUGAGCUGGUGAAGAGUGUGUUGGACACGGGAGAGUAUGACGUCAACGCUCAGCUCACUUCCGGGUGGACACUUUUGAUGUACGCAGUAGAACAAGGCCACCACGAACUGGUUGAGUACUUUAUCUCACUUGGAGCUAAAGUUGAUUUUGAUUGUCAGAUGUUUUACCCUCUGAUGGCUUGUUUUAACAAACCUUAUCUUAACCACGACCAUGUUUACAACUGCGUUAAGUUGUUGCUAGAUAACAAAGCAUUUGUGAAUGUGCACGACAAAUACCACGUGACUCCCUUGAUGUUGUGCGCGCGACACGGCUACACUUCUGCUCUGGAGCUGAUUUGUCAGAGCAACGCAGAUGUUAAUAAACAGGAUCAGCAAGGUUGGACGGCCCUGAUGCACGCGGCAAACGAAAAUAAACGCAGCUCAGUCGACACCCUACUAAAAUACAAAGCCUCCCCCUACAUCGCAACAUUCGACGAACAGCUAACAUGUGCGGACAUCGCACACAACUGUGGGCACCAGACACUGUACCAGCACCUUGAGAAGAUAAUAUCUCCUGAUACUGAUAUCUUCAAACCUGCAGUCCCCCUUCCUGAUGAGGACAAGGAAAAUGAUGUCCCCACUUAUCAUAAGAUGAGAGAACUAGAGCUGUUCUUAACUUCACAAGAAUUGGGAAAUCUCAUUCCCCUGUUUAACGAACAGAAAGUUACGUUUGAAAUGCUUCUCACUAUGAAUCAGAAAGAUUUGGAGCGAGUGGGUAUAUCACAGAUGGGAAUUCAGCAGAAACUUUUAACCGCUAUCAAAGGAGUACAUGGCAGUGAAUUUGAGAUGCCUGACAUGUCCCAGAGUUUGUAUAAUCUGGAAUUGAACUGCAGGGAUUGCUCUAAAGUCCUUAAAAUCUACACGAAACAUUUGAAGUAUUUGCGAGCGACAAGCGAGUAUUUACUGAGACAGUUCAAAGGUAGCUCUAAACUUAUUACAGAAUAUCCCACAAAUGCACCCGAAGACUCUGGUUUGAUUACAAACAUUCAGAAUGUUCACGAAAUAGUGGUUUCCUUGCGAGACAAUGUUGAAUGCAUUAACGAGGUAGUAUCUGAAAAACUUGGCUGUGAAGUUGUAGAAAAAGGUUCGAAUGAGCGGGGAGGUCAUCAGACUGGUUGGAAUUUGGGUUAUUUCGUGGUGGGAGUUGGUAUUGGAGCUCUGACCAGUUGUGCGAUUAUGAAGAAUUUGUCGUUUUCGAGUUUCAGCAAGUUUAGUUCCCAAGCAUGUGCAGGAGUUCUCGAGUUGUAGUGGAAUUUUUACCAUCACAAACAAUGCUAAUUUACUAUUGACACAUUUUUAUUCCACCAAAUUAAUUUAUUGUUGAUCAGAUUACUUUUUUAGAAUGUUAAACGAAUAAUUCAAUCGACUUGUUUUUUCA